This is a messenger RNA of Bipolaris maydis ATCC 48331, 1939 nucleotides long. RefSeq lists its product as uncharacterized. The record is from RefSeq and is a predicted model, not a curated record. Lineage: Eukaryota; Fungi; Ascomycota; Dothideomycetes; Pleosporales; Pleosporaceae.
AUCACAACCAGCUCGCCACCAUCACACGCAACCCCCGCAUAUACACAGCUGGUUUCCACGAUACGCAUUCCUUCGACACCUACCGACGGCGACUCUCCCAGCGCACACACCCCGUCAGCCGUUGAUACAUUGUCUCUUUGCCUUCUCGUAGCCAGGGCUCAACACACCAUCCUUGCGAAUUUCACAAGGCCUUUGACGCGGUUUGCACAGUUUCGUCAGCCUAGCUCACGUGCUGGCUUUCAGCUUUAGAGGGGUGUCGUUCAGACUGGCGCGAGUAGUGUGAACACGUCGUGGUCAGCGGUUCACGAGGUGGCUGGGGGAGCUUCCGCGACAGAGUCAGGGCUGCUCAUUGCCAACUGUGCAAUCAAAGCCCGGGUGGGUGGGUUCCUCUUCCCUACGACAUUUUAGGGCAAGAGGGGUAUCGCUUUUUCUAGGUGAGUAUUUUUAGAGUAUAGAACAGUUAAUAAACAAUGAUCUACAACCUCGUUCGCAAAAGCGGCAUUCCAGUACUGGCUUCUCUCGCGUCUGAUGGUGCAUCACAAUGGCCAUGUUGCUUAGCCGUCAAAUAUCUCGAGGCUCGCAUGCAAGCCACUAUCUCUUUGCAAUACUCACUGCCCAUCCAAGGAUUUGACGACAAGCAAACCUUUACCCUCCUUUACAAUGCUGACAAUCUGGUGCCCGACAAUACUUCGGUCCAGUACUCGCCCACCAGCCUUCCACAGAACCGGCUGCAUGAAAUUGCUCGGCAGGGAAACGCCCAACUGAGAAUGUUGUGUUUGACCCUCAAGGCACCUUGCCCUGUCUGGUGCCCUAUAUCCUCCGGCCCAACGAUGCCUAAGGAUGGGUUCAGCGAUGCCUUUGCUCAAUUCGUUAAGCUCGCCAGUGCAACUCAAAUACAUGUCUUGUUUGAUUGGAACUGGCUACACAAGGACCACUAUACUCGAUUCGAGCACCUAAUCAGACAUCCCGAACAGUUCACUGGGAUACCUGUGGAUCCGUCCUCUGCAAGACAUUUCAGGCUAGCAGACUGGUCCGUCUUGGGUCCAGUAGAUGAUGUCACAUCCGAAGCACCUCCCCCGUAUAUCGAAGCGUCUAAGAAACGUCCAAGACAAGUCACAACCAGCCCAUCACCUGAACCAUCUUUAAAGCGCACGCUGCUUUCGCCUACGUCAUGUCUGUUGUCAUCACCAACCGAAAAGGCGUCGGCGGUAUCUGUGUUCGCGCCAAAUCCCAAACUACGUUCACCCUCUCCCAUUACCAGCGCGCCUGAUUUCCAAGAUGCAAUCAAGAAUACACUGGAAACAUUGCUUCCGCAAAUGCUCGAGGCGAUACUACCAGAUAUGCUCCCACGUGUGCUUGCCGCCCCUUGCUCAUCAUCACCUUCAUCAUCACUCUCUCGGUCAUCUUCAAGGCCAAAACCAAAACCAAAACCAAUAUCAUCACUCGGCAACCUGCUAAACGCCCAGGUAUCCGCUCGCCUCGAAGCUCAACUUGAAGAGAUAUACGCCCAGACGCUCGACCAUGCAUCGCAACUUCACAGCGCGGCUGACGAUGAAUUUCACGAGCUGCUUGAAGAACAGAAGCUUGAUGUGGUCAUGGUCAAGGAAGAUAGCAUCAUGGAGCUGAACCGUGUGUUUGAUGAUAAGCUGGCUAAGUUUAAGGAGAGCACAACGGAAAUGGUGGAUGAGAUGGAGAAACGCGUCGAGUUGGUUUAUGCGGAUGUUUGCGAGAGGUUGGAUGAGCUGGCGAGCAAGAAGGUCGGGUUUUCAAGUCGGCGAGGAAAUGUGGAGAAGACUGAAGACUCUCUCAGCGUCACACGGCCAAGAGGUAUACAAGACCGAGGCCGAAGGGCAGUCUCUCUGCCUUUAUGAAUAUAGAAACAAUAAAAGUGUGAAUAUUGAGAAAGGUCGCAAGGUUCACUGCUCUGGUCUUGAUGAUU